This is a messenger RNA of Rubroshorea leprosula, 1300 nucleotides long. The record is from the annotation of a GenBank genome assembly. NCBI's taxonomy places the organism in Eukaryota, Viridiplantae, Streptophyta, Magnoliopsida, Malvales, Dipterocarpaceae.
AAAAAUUUGUGUGAGAUCCACUAACUCCUUAUUUAAUUAAGAAAGAGAAAAAAAAUCCAGUUUUUUAAACGAAAUAUAUCUGUAAAAAUCAACAAAAAUCUUUGGCGGAUUCUCCCCGUUCAGAAGAAAAAGAAAUGUCUAUGUUUAUAUAUACCGCCACCACCCUCAGAAUUUCUCACUCCUUGGCCGCAGCUGCCUUCUCCUUGUCCUCGCCCAAAUAUACUCUCCGUCUCCCUUUCGCUUUUGCCCCCUCUUCCCUCUCCUCCUGGAUUGCUUCCUCCUGUCCUACCUACCCUAACCCACAUCUCUCUUUUCAUUCCCAACCUCCGUUUGCCAUGGGCGAUACUCCCGAUGCUGGCAUGGACGCCGUCCAGAGGCGCCUCAUGUUUGAGGACGAAUGCAUUUUAGUGGAUGAAAAUGAUAAUGUUGUUGGACAUGAAUCCAAAUACAACUGUCAUUUGUGGGAAAAGAUUCAAUCUGGAAACAUGCUGCACAGAGCUUUUAGUGUCUUUUUAUUUAACACAAAGUAUGAGUUACUCCUUCAGCAACGAUCGGCAACAAAGGUGACAUUCCCUCUUGUGUGGACAAACACCUGUUGCAGCCAUCCUCUGUACCGCGAAUCUGAGCUCAUUUAUGAGAAUUCUCUUGGGGUGAGGAAUGCUGCUCAAAGGAAGCUUUUGGAUGAGCUGGGCAUUCCUGCUAAAGAUGUGCCUGUUGACAACUUCACUCCACUGGGUAGAAUGCUGUACAAAGCACCAUCUGACGGGAAGUGGGGGGAACAUGAACUUGAUUACCUGCUAUUCAUUGUACGAGACGUUAACGUUAAUCCAAAUCCCGAUGAGGUAGCUGAUAUUAAAUACGUGAACCGUGAACAACUGAAGGAGCUAUUGAGGAAGGCAGAUGCUGGCGAGGAAGGUCUUAAACUCUCACCUUGGUUCAGACUAGUUGUGGACAAUUUCUUGUUCAAGUGGUGGGAUCAUGUUGAGAAAGGCACCCUCAAGGAAUCAGCUGAUAUGAAAACCAUUCACAAGUUGACUUGAGAAAAGCCGUUCUAGAGUCUAGGUGGGCAUAUUUUGAUGUUGAUCCAGAAGAAAGAUUCCAGGAGAAUUUGGACUUGAAAUGGUUCUGAGAAAUAAGGAUUUUUGGCUUCCUAUUGUUAUCUUUUUUCUAAAACUGGACAAGUUAAGUCAUUUGAUUCUAAAUUUUUGUUGUACCAUGAAACUGCCCAGGCGUGUAAUUUAGAUUUGGCUUCAAUAAAAACUUGUUUCUUUUUCUUGUUACCUGUUUUAACUAUGACCCU